GCUACGUUGUCCCACGCGCUCCUGCGGUCUUCUCGGGUGCUCGCGUGUGCGCCGCCGUGCGUGGUCCUCCCGAUAACCGCACAGCGGGAAACUAGCAAGCUAUGGCCGAUAGGUAGUGACUGAUAACCCGCGCGGCCCGACGGGAUGCCAAACGCCGGCUCGUAAGAGGCCGCGACCUCUGGUGUGUUCCUCAACAGAAUUGAAAAGAUUCCUUUCAAUUUUUUCAAUUCUGUCCUGCAUUUCUUUUCUGUGCUUGGUGGUGUUGUGCGCGUGUUCAGGUGGUCCCCAGGAAGGAUACCGAGGCGCGAAGGAUCCGGGGCAUCUUCGCACAGGGUAGUAGAAACUGGGAGGUCCAAGUAGGACUUGGACACGUCGUGGAUGCCUGUAUUCGUCCAGAGAUUCCCGACGCGGUUAUGGGAGCUCGAUGACCAGCGCCGCCCGGACCACCAUGGACUACCUGCGGACGUUCCUCUACCUCCUCAUCUUCCGCUUCUGCGGCGGACACGCGUUAGACAUAUCACAAUGUAUCGCACCCCUGGGAAUGGAGUCUGGCAUAAUUCCGGACGCCGACAUCACCGCGAGCUCGAGCUUCGAAAGCGGAAACGUCGGGCCUCAUCGAGGACGACUUCGCCAGGAAAGUCACGGAGGUGCCUGGUGCCCCAAACAGCAGAUCACGACCGAUCCUAGGGAGUGGCUGGAGGUUGAUCUCCACACCGUGCACAUGAUCACAGCUACCGGUACCCAGGGUCGAUUUGGGAACGGCCAGGGUGUGGAAUUCACCGAGGCCUAUUUUCUGGAGUACUGGAGACCCAACAUCAGGAACUGGGUCCGCUACCAAGACGUACGAGGACAACAGGUGAUCAAGGGCAAUUCGAACACGUACCUAGAGUCGAAGCACGACCUGGAGCCCCCCAUCUGGGCCAGCAAGAUCCGCUUCCUCCCAUACAGCUACCAUCGGCGAACGGUCUGCAUGCGUGUGGAGCUAUACGGCUGCCCGUGGAACGACGGCAUCGUGUCCUACUCGAUGCCCCAGGGUGACAAACGCGGCAACCGGGAGUUCUUCGACGCCACCUAUGACGGCUACUGGGACGGGGAGCUGCAACAGGGUCUGGGCCAGCUCACGGACGGCAGGACCGGUCCGGACAACUUCAAACUGGGCCAUUACGACGAACGAGGCCAAGGUUGGGUGGGCUGGAGGAACGACAGCAGGUCGGGUCAUCCCCUGGAGAUCAAGUUUGAGUUCGACCACGUCAGGGAGUUCUCCGCGGUGCACAUCUACUGUAACAAUCAGUUCACCAAAGACGUGCAGGUGUUUUCCGUGGUCAACAUCCUCUUCAGCGUUGGCGGACGGUACUACACGGGAGACCCCAUCGUAUAUUCCUACGUGGAGGACAGGAUCUUCGAAACCUCCCGGAACGUCACCAUCAAGCUUCAUCAUCGCAUCGGGAAGUUCGUCAAGCUCAGGUUCUCCUUCGCCUCCAGGUGGAUCAUGAUCAGCGAGAUCACCUUCGAUUCCGACGUUGCCCACGGGAACUUCACCCCGGAAGUCCCACCAUCAACGGAGGCGCCUCGUCUUCGAGAUCGAAAUUCUGCCCGGGACACGCCGCUCCAGGCGGAGGUCCCCGUGUCAACGGCGAAACAGGACGACCCAACCUACAUGGCGGUGAUAAUCGGAGUCCUGACCGCCGUGAUCCUGCUCCUGGCAGUGGCGAUCUUCCUGAUAGUGUCUCGUCACCGGCAGCGAAAAAAUUUCGCGAGUCCCCUGAGCGCGAAAAAUUCGAUUCCCACGGGGAACCAUCAGCACUUGUCUCCAGAAUCUGCCUAUGGGACCACCGAGAAGGACCCUUCUCUGAUGACCUACAGGGUGGAGGAACUCGACGACCGCUACACCGGGGCCAAGCUGACCACUCUACCUCGCGAUCUGAACGAUCGACUCCUGGGGGACGUCCGGCUGGACGAGUACCAGGAACCCUUCCACGACAAGUACAGAGAACCUUCGCAUGCCGCCUACUAUGGAUACAGUACCGUGGUCAUCGAUAAUAAGGACCUACAUGACAAUAUCGAGCAGUCGGAUGCAACUUAUGACUACGCCGUGCCCAUGCCAGUGCCUAGUGUAAGCAGCGACCAGGAUAGCGUCUUCUCCAAGUCCUCGUCCAGAGGAAGUGCAAAGGCGUGCUUGCAGAGCUUUUUUCCACCACCUCCACCGCCCAUGAGUGCACCUCCUGUGAGAGGAUCCAGCAACCUGACUUAUUCGAGUCCUCCGAGUCCUGAGCCCAUCUGCGAACGGGAACGUCGAGGGAGCAAACGCCGGGAACACUCUCUGCACAGAUAUGCGUAAAGAGGGAGCAGAGUCCUGUGCCAUUGCCCGCGGGACCUGGUCCUGGAGCCAGAAUGUUCCCACAGGACGGAGGAUCCGAGUGACGAAAGGAAGGGUAAGCUGAUAUCCUCCGCGCCGACUCGUCUUGUCACGAGUUAUCACAAGGAGGUCCCAAAAUUCGUCUGGACUCCUUCGAGGUCCUGUCAGGAUCAGUCUCGCUUCUCCUUCCGAGGAGGACCCGAAGAGAACCGAGGAACACAAAUCGGCAUAUCAGUUAGCGAAACGUCCGGUCCAGCUAGCGUCGAGCUCCCGGAAAAUCGAAAUCGCGAAAAGUCGGAGCUUUUCUCGGAAUUUAUCCUUUUACCUUGAAAAGAAAUUAACUUUCAAGGACAUGCGAACCCUAAAAAAUAACCCUUCGCUAAUAAAAACUCAAACACUAAGUAAUGGUGAAAUUUCAUUGAAAAAUCGACAGAUCGCGUUGUUUAAUCAUUUUUGGAGAAUUCAAAGGUUGAGAUGCUUGGACGAAAUUCGGGGGAAAGCUCUGGACGUGGAUUUUUCCUAGUUUCGGUCUGCGCUUUAUUUUCGGAGGUCCCUCUGCGAAGGGAGCCGCGCGAAGGAUCGAUCGGGGUCGGCGAGGACGAAAAAGGGGAAAAUCAGGGAAAAGUCGAGGAAGAGGGAGACGGGCGUUCUCUCGGCCUCGUCGAUCGUCAACCAACAAGACUGACAUCGAGUAAAUAUUAAAUGAAGUCCCCGGAAGGAUAAAUUCGAGCGCCGAGGACUGGGACGUGAAAGAGGAGACGCGCCUGGGCCGUCUAUUAUUUAUUGCACAGCGCCACUAACGAAUUUCCCUAUUCGGUUUUUAUUAUCCUCCCUUCCUAUCGUUUCCUCGUUUUCUGUUUUUCUUUUUUUUAUUAUUUAUAGUUAGGUCGAUAUGCACACGCGUCGCAUAAGGACGAGAUAAGGCGAGAGGCGCGCACACGUGUAGAUACGUCACAUAAGCCUGUACACAUAACCUAACUUUAUUUCUCUAUAUGCGUGUAUAUUUCCACCGACAUCGCCUUCAUGCAACGAGGAAAUCGAAUAUAAUUCGUAAAGAAUCGACAAUACAGGGAUGAGACUACAAUAAUUCGAGCGGAGGGCGUAGAAAUCGGGACUAAGAGGCAGGGACAGGGGGGGGAUUAAUUGAAUAUUAAUUCGACUAUCUGUACGAUAUUACGCGAGUACCAUUGUGAUAAGCAGGAGGGGGGGAGAUAAACGAGGUUACCGCGCUCUAUUUAAACUCUAUAUUAAUCCUAUUUAACGCGGGUCGGGCUCGUAAGGACGACCCCCCGCGAAGACUGGGCUCGCAACACUGUCACUGUCACUGUCACUGUCGCUGUCGUCGGGAUGACGACUUUAGCUUUUAAACAAACGGACUUUCGGUAUGCACGCCGUCGAUGCCGCCGAUUUAGCUUGUAAGGAUGACCAGAGAGACAACCGACGCCUUGUAAUCGGAGAUCGAUAUCGAGCCCUAAUCGAGAAUUUUGCACAAUAGUCGCGGUUCACCGAAUUAUUUUGAAAUAAGUACCAUUUGGUAUGUCGAGUAAUUGCGCGGGUUAAACACGGAAAUUUGCACUUUUAUACACUUUUACAGGAUAAAGGCAGGCCGACCCCGAAAAGGGCGCACCUGAUAUAAAAUGCGUAAUUUCAUUUUCCAAGGUACAUGUCGCACACCUUUCGCGUAUAUUUAUACGACUCAAUGCACAACUAGCGCACCUCGGCCCUGGGUAUGGUAAAUGUAAAUCCCCAUCUCUGAUUACAGUGCGACGGUUCGCGACUCCUCGAUAAGCCGCGUCGUUCUCGCGAGGUCGGAUCGCCGCUCCUCUUCGGGUAAUAAAUAUAUCGACGCAAUAAAGGAGAGGGCCCGUCCCGGGUUUCUCGGAGGGCCCGGGAGGUUUUACAAUAAUUCCGAGGCAAUAAACUCGAAAAAUGACGAGACAGCUCGGAAGGCCGCGCCGCGGUUUUUCGCGGGACUGUCGUCGUCCUCCCAUCGGUUAUCGCCUCGUCAAAAGCGGAGAAGCGGAAAUACCGAAGGCAUAUUUAAUUUUCUCCCGAGAGAUGAGGUCCCCAAAAAUCGCCUGAAAAAAAUACCGACCUCUCAAUCAAUAAUUCCGCAAUAAAAUCGAAACCGCGAUUUCCUAGGGGAAAAAAAAAAUCAGGGCGAUAGGAACGACAGAGGAAAUGUUUCUUCCGGACGAGGCUUAAUGAUGUCACUUGUAGAAUUAUUAGAUACCGAAAUGACUCGCGGAUCUCCAGUUCUCGGCCGAUUCGUGCACCCUAGCUUCGAGGUCACUUCAUACUCGAUGUACACCGGCGUCGCAACGCGCGUAUAAUUACACCCCUAAGAGCGAUCGCGGCGCGCAGAGUAAGUCCCUAAAGAUUUACGAUUAAGGGAUAAAUCUUGGCCGGGUUCGCUCUCUCGCGUCCACGCCGAAAAGAUAUACGCCAUGACGGGAAGGGCGUAAAAGGAGGACGGGAAGGGAGUUUUCCCGCCCGGAGGAAAAUCCUGGAGAAAAUGCCCGCGCACAUCCGUCCGCGUAAAUCAUGCUCGCUGGACCGCGGAUGCUGCGUUUUGACUUGGAGAAAUAUGGCCGCGAGUCCGCCGGCUGAAGGGAAUUCGCAUCUUUUAUUCAGCAGUGUGCGUACGUACUUAUGUACGAGCAGCUGCGAGGAGGGGGAGAAAAAACGAGGGGGCCACCGCGAGGCAAGGGAGGAACCCGCGUUAUCGACUCGCCGAUGCACCGACGUGCAUCUCGGCCUGUCACGUGGGUGCCCGAUGAUGAAGUUCCGUGCAUUAUCAAGAGCCAGAGUCGCUGGCAUUGACCAAGGGCUCUUAUCGAUCGAGACAUGUAAAAAGCAACGAUCGAUCACCCGUAAUUGUCGUGAUAUCUCUAUAAUUAUCGGUGAAAAUGCUGAUAAAGAAUCCCGCGAGGUCGUCGAAUAUAUGCACUUGGUGAUUUCCGAGCGACGUUGCGGGGGGUCUCGGAAAAUGCUUGCGCUGCUUAGCGGGUGUCUAAUCAGGUGCACCUUAUGCACUUCCGCUUCCGCAUAGGAGGCGACACCGAGAGGUGCAACGUCGCCGCGAAGGCGCGAUAUGCAUAAUCAGGGCGACUUGGUCACUGAUUGCGCGAUUCUGGUUCCAUGACUCUCGUUUCUCGAGGCGAGAGUCGACACGGUGUUCCGGGAAUCGAUCGUCAUGGGGAAUGGUAAUAAUAACCAUAGGUCACGUGGUCGCUGGUGCAAGGGACCGAAGUGCAUCCAUAUGCACCCGACAUUCCGGCGCAAAUUCGAAUUUCGUGAAAUUCCAGCUCGCCCAAAUUUUUCAUAUGCGUGGAUCGCUCGAAAAAAGAACGGAUGUAAAAAAGCCAUGAAAAAAGUCACCUCACUCGAGAAACACCAUAAAACCCGAUCGAGCUCCAAUUUCACGGCAAUUGAAAACCCAGAAGACAAUCUCAAGUCGAUUAAACUCCUCAGCGACAAUUCGAUUUUAUUCUUCUAGUGUUUUAUAUCGCGAUUCCAUUACACGGUACGACAAGCGCACUAUCUUAACACCUCGGCACACAAUGCGAGAAGGAAAUAGAAAGUUUCGUCAAAACGGAACCGACGAAAGAAGUUUCCCCGUGUCGCAGACGCACCUGCGAGCGGACCCUUAACAAUUAAUAAUUAACGUUAAGCGACUCGUGGCAGUCUCCGGACGAGCGAGGCUCGUUACGGGGAUGUUUAAUUGCGGAGUAUUUAAUUUAGAUCGAUAUUGGGUCGCGCAUGUGGAGGAAAAAAAAUAAAUGAGAAAAAGAAAAGAAAAAUAUGGCGACCCGAUCGCGAGUACGGCACCGGCCUAACAAACUGUAGUAUUCGUCGACGUCCCGUCAACGUCCCGUCAACGUCCCGUCGACGUUCCGUCGACGUCCCGGGCCCGAGGUAUUACCACGUAUUAUUUUUCACACUGUACAUAACGAUGUAAUUUAUGUAAUGUUACAUUGCGCGCAUUCGCGCCCGGGAUCCAACGUGGGACGAUCGCGGCGGGUUGUACAUAAUUGUAUGAUAAUGCGAGAGGGGGGGCAGCGGGGGUGCCGCCAUGUGUAAUUACGCAGUGUGUACCGGAUGCAUAUUUGAUAUUUGUGUGCCUGUAUUCCUUUUGUAUGCUGUACCGAGAAUAGCGGAAAGAAAAAGAGGGCGCGCGCGCACGUCCGUGUCUAUUUAGGGAAAUCAUUAUAUUACGAGGAGCUGCGCCGCACGGGCGUGCGCGUGCGCGGCAGCGGAUUAUAUAUAUAGGAGAAAAUACGAGUAUCAGUACUGUACACAUCAAAUUAUUUGUCCGAGCGAUGGAAAAUAAACUUUUA
Messenger RNA from Orussus abietinus, 6696 nucleotides. RefSeq names its product discoidin domain-containing receptor 2. NCBI's taxonomy places the organism in Eukaryota, Metazoa, Arthropoda, Insecta, Hymenoptera, Orussidae. The transcript has 10 exons. The coding region runs from base 425 to 2338 and encodes 637 amino acids. The record is from RefSeq and is a predicted model, not a curated record.